AAAAACCAUCGACUUCAUAACCACCCUCCUCGCCCCCUGCUCCCUAACCACCACCCGACCAAUCGACUUCCUCACCAUCCACCCCCGAACCCGCCAAACCCCCUCCUCCACCCCCAUCAACGUCGAGUCCCUCUCCAUCCUAACCUCCACUUCGGAACUCAAGUCCCCAUCCUCCUCUCAGGCGACGUCUUCACCCUCGACUCCCUCCCAUUCACCUCCCCCUUCCACAACACCCUUUCCUCCUCUUCUUCCCCACCAGAGCAUAACAUCCCCCACCUCUCCGGCCUAAUGUCCGCCCGCGCCCUCCUCGCAAACCCAGCCCUCUUCUCCGGCAGAAACUCCUGCCCCUGGGAGGCAGUCGAAUACUUCCUCAACAAAACAAUCAAAGCGCCCAUGCCCUUCAAGCUCGUCCUGCACCACAUCAACGAGAUGUGCUCCCCAGGCAUGGGCCCAAGCCAAAAAGACAAGGUCGCCUUGCUGAACAAGCAGGAGAGGGCAGAGUUGAUGAAGGUCGGGGACAUGACUGAGCUGAUUGACUUUCUCGAGGAGAAGAAGCCCGGUGGGAUAGGAAGGAUGUGA
This is a messenger RNA of Podospora anserina S mat+, 579 nucleotides long. RefSeq lists its product as uncharacterized. The annotation marks the transcript as partial. The transcript has a single exon. The record is from RefSeq and is a predicted model, not a curated record. Lineage: Eukaryota; Fungi; Ascomycota; Sordariomycetes; Sordariales; Podosporaceae.